This is a messenger RNA of Stylonychia lemnae, 1428 nucleotides long. NCBI's taxonomy places the organism in Eukaryota, Ciliophora, Spirotrichea, Sporadotrichida, Oxytrichidae. The record is from the annotation of a GenBank genome assembly.
AUGCAAUGUGAUAUUAAUAGUGAUAAAGAAGGAGCUAAAACUAAUGAAGAUGGGUUUCUCAGGCCUUUGCCUAAAGUGAAAAAGGUAUUAAAACCUCAACAAAAGGUGAUAUAGGGCUUAGUGGUGCCUUAGGUAACGAACAAGUAAAUGCUUAAAGAUAAGGUUGGGGUAUCAAGUAUUCCCACAAAGAUUAAGAGUGGAGUAGCAAAGAGUGUCGAAAGUUCUAUGAUAGUGGGAUCAAAGUUUUCUUACAAUAGUAAAUUGUUCACAGAAGAAGAGGAUGAAUAUGCAUUUGAAAGUCUAUAUAGAUUCAUCAAGGAGACUCACAUUCUAGCUUUAUAGUUGUCUUAAUAGCAAGAAAAUAGAGAUUAGAAUGCUUUGAUAUCAAAUUAAACUAACUUGAAUAAAAAAGAAGAGUUGCAAAAAACGAAUAAAAAAGGAGGGGGUGCGACAUAAAUUGAAUCAGAUAGUCAUAAACAAAAUAAUAAUUUAAAUUUAAAUCAUGGCAGAGCUACUGGACAAGGUGGAAAUACAAACAAAAAGACUAUAAUAAGGGACAACUCUCUCCAAAAUAUCUAAAACACCUUAGAUUCUGCUAUUUAGCCUUUCAAACCAUCAAAUAAAAAAGACCCUACUCUGAAUCAGGCAAUAGUCCAGUAAUAAUUGGUUUAAGAGUUGUUUGCACUUUUGGUGAGUGGCCAAGCCUCACAUACUCACAUUGAGCACUAUAUUUUAGCUCUAAAGGAUGCUGGAACUAAUGAUGAAGAGAUCAACUAUCUUUUGAGCCUCUAGCAUCAAAACACUCUAGAAAACUAAAAUAUAGCAGUUGAUCAAAUGAGCGAGCAAGAACUUUUAAUAACAUAGCUAUAACAGAGUGGAGCAUCUCCGCUAGAAAUCUAAUAGCUCUUGAUGAGCCAUCCUAGUUAUCAUAAUCCUCAUACAGCAAACACUCCCUUUUCUAUCAAUGAGCUAUACGAACUUGUGAAGCUUGGGAUAGUUCAACAGAGUGCAGUGAUGCCUGAAUCUAUAGACCCCGCCAUCUUUAGCAAAAUACAAGAAAUAGAUAUGCUUGAGGGGCAUGAUCUCAAUCAUUUCCCUCCUGACUAUAGGGAUAAACUAUUUAAUGCCAUCGAAGAAAGCAAGCUAUAAUUAGUAUAGAUAUUCUUUCCUCAGAAUGUUUAGGCUUCACUUUAAUACCCUAUGUCUUAGCUGCUUUAUUAACCAGGAUAGAGUAACUAGAUCAUUGGACUAGACUAAGGUAUAAGUUAAAUUAUUGGAGCUGAUUUUAACUAAAAUAGAGCAUAAAUUAGUGCUUAGAGAGCUGAUAAGCCAUUUGGUAGAAAUGCGAGACAUGUAGCUAUUGCCUUUCAUAUAAAAAUCUAAAGAAUGAUAGAAUUUGAAAAAUAAGAAGAAAAUUAGGCCUCGUGA